This is a messenger RNA of Paramecium octaurelia, 545 nucleotides long. Lineage: Eukaryota; Ciliophora; Oligohymenophorea; Peniculida; Parameciidae. The record is from the annotation of a GenBank genome assembly.
AUUGUGAUGAGUCAAUAACAAGAAGAACAGAAGGCUAUCCCUCUUGACAAAUUGACCCCUCAAUAAUUGUUGUAGAUCAAAAAGCAAAUAGAGGAGGUUUGACGUUAUUCUAUAAAAUAGGAAGUUCAAUAGCUAAGUUAAUCAUCCUCUUAAUUCAGAAUUGCAAUUGCCAAGUAUGAUGAAAGCAAAGUAAUCUUAAAGAGAUUAGAUUAAACCCCUAAAGAUACUGAUCUCUUAGUACCAAUUACUGCAUCACUCUUAGUACCAGGUACUGAUUACAUACAAUAAUGAGGAAGAUUGAUUAGCCCAUAAUCAGUUAUGAUAGACUACGGAACAGGAUAUUUUGUUGAGCGCAAUACUGAGCAAGGAUAACAUUUUUGUGAUAGAAAAUUACAGCUUUUGAAAGAAUCACAAGAUAAAUUGAGUAAUAUCAUCAAUUAGAAAAAGUAAUUCAUGGAUAAAUUGAAUAUUGAAUUAUAGAAAAGAGUGUUGCAAGUUUAAUAAAUUUAAUAGCAACAAUAACUACAAAAGUAAUGAAUGAUGAU